Papilio machaon (common yellow swallowtail) is the source of this 894-nucleotide messenger RNA. RefSeq names its product histone H3.3A. Bases 116 to 526 code for a protein of 136 amino acids. Lineage: Eukaryota; Metazoa; Arthropoda; Insecta; Lepidoptera; Papilionidae. Gene Ontology annotation, cellular component: nucleosome. The transcript has 3 exons. The record is from RefSeq and is a predicted model, not a curated record. Gene Ontology annotation, molecular function: protein heterodimerization activity; structural constituent of chromatin; DNA binding.
CUCUUCGCCCGCCAUUCUCUCGACGCCAUCUUUAGCAUAUGAUCAUUGUUGUGACCCUCGUCUUAAAUUUCUUAUAAAUAUAUUGUAACUUUACUUUUUCUGUAAAAAGUGAAAUAUGGCUCGUACCAAGCAGACCGCUCGUAAAUCCACAGGAGGUAAAGCACCUCGCAAACAGUUAGCUACCAAAGCCGCGCGAAAAUCGGCACCCAGCACUGGAGGUGUGAAGAAGCCUCAUCGUUAUCGCCCGGGUACAGUAGCCCUCCGAGAAAUCCGUCGUUACCAGAAAUCUACUGAAUUGCUGAUCCGUAAACUGCCGUUCCAGCGUCUUGUGAGAGAAAUUGCUCAAGAUUUUAAGACUGAUCUUCGUUUCCAGUCUGCCGCCAUUGGAGCUUUGCAGGAAGCUAGUGAGGCAUAUCUGGUAGGUCUGUUUGAAGACACCAACUUGUGCGCCAUCCACGCCAAGCGCGUAACCAUCAUGCCCAAGGAUAUUCAACUGGCGCGACGAAUCCGCGGAGAACGCGCUUAAACUCGUUUAAUUAUAAUGUAUCUUAUAAAUUAUUUGUAAUUCAAUUAGAUAUAAAUUCUAACAUUGUUUAACGUCUCACAUUUAAUUCAUUUAAGUCUCUUAAUCAUUAUUGUAAGGAGGCAGAAGAACUGAUUUUUAUAAAUAUGUUCUUAAUUUAUAAGUUUCUUUGAUGUUAGUGUGGCCAAAGUAUCUGUCAUGCAGUACAUUGUGUCAACAAAAUAUCAACGUAAUUCUUAGUAACUUGGUAAUAUUAAGUAGCAUAAUAGUAAUAGACAAUAUUGGGCACAAGUAUGUGACCAUUCUGUACUUGCUAAAACUGCACUAACUUGUAUUGAGAAAUUGGUGUUAAUAAAUAUAAUUAGGACUUA